This is a messenger RNA of Apis laboriosa (Himalayan honeybee), 3893 nucleotides long. Its product is annotated as discoidin domain-containing receptor 2-like. Gene Ontology annotation, biological process: positive regulation of kinase activity; protein phosphorylation; cell surface receptor protein tyrosine kinase signaling pathway. The record is from RefSeq and is a predicted model, not a curated record. NCBI's taxonomy places the organism in Eukaryota, Metazoa, Arthropoda, Insecta, Hymenoptera, Apidae. The transcript has 16 exons. Gene Ontology annotation, cellular component: signaling receptor complex. Bases 740 to 3595 code for a protein of 951 amino acids. Gene Ontology annotation, molecular function: protein tyrosine kinase collagen receptor activity; ATP binding; collagen binding.
UUAGAAUUAGAACAAUUGUUUCUAUUUACAAAGAUAACCUGGACCCAUGUUGAUAUUUCGUGAUCCGUUGAUCCAUCCAUUGCACGAGUUCGAACGAAAGUUUAAAAGCACUACAAAGAUGAUCGAAUUGUUCGUUUUACGAUCGGAUAAAUCGUGUCACGUGAAAUGAAAAUGCGAAGGACGAGUAACUUUUUCAAACUUUGAAGAUAGUCGUUUCGUAGUCGCGUGUGCGGACCCACGGUAGGCGGUAUAUACGGGUGCAAGUUUAGUUUACGGUGUCGCCACGGGUCACGGUGGCGCUGCGCCGCCAGCGCGAUCCUCAGUUCGUCACGGGGUCGCGAGGGGUACGCAUUGCCUUCGUCGAUUGGCCGUACCCACGCUCGUUCGUGAUAACGCGCGAAAACCGUACAAGCACGUUUAUUCGUUUACAGUCUUAUAAAACGUAAUUUCGGGGAUCGUGAAUCGUUCGCAGCUUUUUAUCAGUGAUUUCUGUGCGGUGUCAUGUCGCGAAGUUAUACGUUACGCGCGUGAUACUUUAUAUCUUUGCAACAUAACGAAGGAGACAGUGCUCGAAAGAACGAGGAAGGGGAAAUCAACAAUACUACGCAUUCUGCGACGCAAAAACGCGAGGAACACCGGUUACUUUUGCUGUCACCAAACGUUGACGAGGCAGAAAUGGCACGGGCGGAGUCACGGUGAGGAAAGGGCGAGGGUGAAGCCCUCGCGCGAAACGGGAGCUAUGGUGAAAAGCUUCGGUUUCUUCUUCGCCGGGAGGGCGAUACCUGCCGUCCACCUUAUGCUUUUUCUCGUUCUGGCCGACAGCACGGUGGCCGUAGACCUUUCCCAAUGCAUCGCGCCGCUCGGCAUGGAAUCGGGCGCGAUCCCGGACGCGGAUAUCACGGCAAGCUCCACGUUCGACACGGGAAACGUUGGCCCCCACCUGGCACGAUUAAAAGCGGAGAACCUCGGUGGCGCUUGGUGUCCCAAGAAUCAGAUCACCCAAGAAGCCCGGGAAUGGUUGGAGAUCGACCUUCAUACGGUUCACUUGAUCACGGCUACCGCCACGCAAGGUCGGUUCGGGAACGGUCUCGGUGUCGAGUAUGCAGAGGCGUAUCUCCUCGAGUACUGGCGACCGCGUCUGGGCAAGUGGGUCCGAUACAGAGAUAUCAAAGGGAAAGAGGUAAUACAGGGUAACACGAACACGUAUUUGGAGUCGAAGCACGAGCUGGAGCCGCCUCUGUGGGCGAGCAAGAUCCGUUUUCUGCCCUACAGCCAUCACACGCGGACGGUUUGCAUGCGGGUCGAGCUCUACGGAUGUUACUGGAGCGAUGGCGUGGUAUCUUAUUCGAUGCCCCAAGGCGAUAAGAGGGGCAACGAGUGGGAAUUCUUCGACGCCACGUACGACGGACAUUGGGACGGGGAGCUGCAGCGUGGUCUGGGCCAGCUGACGGACGGCAGGACGGGCCCUGAUAACUUCAAACUGGCGUACUACGAUAAGGAUCGAACGCAGGGGUGGGUCGGUUGGAGGAACGACACGCGCGGCCAACCGGUCGAGAUCAAGUUCGAGUUCGACAAGGUCAGAGAGUUCUCGGCCAUCCACAUCUACUGCAACAAUCAGUUCACCAAGGAUGUCCAGAUAUUUUCCCAAAUCGACAUACUGUUCAGCAUUGGAGGCAAGUAUUACACAGGGGAGCCGAUUACCUACACGUACAUGGAGGACAAGAUCUUUGAAUCGUCGCGAAACAUCACCAUCAAGCUCCACCACCGUGUCGGUAAAUACGUGAAACUGAGGCUUCAUUUCUCGGACAGAUGGAUUAUGAUCAGCGAGGUGACUUUCGACUCUGACAUCGCUCACGGUAAUUUCACGCCGGAGGAAGCACCGACGACCGAGUCCCCGAUCCAGAGCGACGUUUUCGUGGAGAAGAACGGUGCCGCGGAGGGCGAGCUUCCGGUCUCGACCGCGAAACACGACGAUCCUACUUACAUGGCGGUGGUGAUCGGCGUGUUAACAGCCGUGAUCCUGCUUCUCGCCGUGGCGAUAUUUCUGAUCGUCUCGAGGCACAGGCAACGAAAGUGUUUCGCCAGCCCUAUGACGGGCAAGGCGCCGUCCCAUCUCGGAUCCACCUGCGCCACCGUCGAGAAAGGGGCAGCCUUGAUGGCCUACACCUUGGAGGACGACGAAAGAUACGCCGGUGGUUCGCUGCCGACGCUACCUCGGGACCUGGGGAAUCGUUUUCUGGACAUCGUGAAACUCGACGACUAUCAAGAACCGUACCAGGCCCUCAAGUACGCGCCGUACUACAGCUACAGCACGGUCGUUAUGGAGAUGAAAGACAUGAUGCUGAACAACAAGGGCAGCAACAUCAAUCACUCAGCGGUGUACGCGAAUGGUGCAGUUGACACAUCGUACGAUUAUGCGGUACCGGAACUCGGCACGGUGCCCCUGCUCAACCAGGACGGAACAGGACGCGGCCCACCCGCCCCACCCGCCUCCACCGCCUCCACCGCCACCAGCGACCAGGACACCAUCUUCUCCAAGACCUCGUCGCGCGGAAAUAAGACGGAGAACAAGAAGUCGCCGACUCAACAGGAGGUGCUCUCGGCCCUGAAGAGACGUCUGGAGCAGACGAGCGUCCCGCUCUUCCCACGGCAUCGCCUCCGCAUGCUCUCGAAACUCGCCGAAGGGGCGUUCGGAACGGUGUACGUGGCGGAAGCAGAAGGGAUCCCGGAGUACGGAACGACGACCACCCUGGGCAAGCGUCUCGUCGCCGUCAAAUUUUUACUGCCGGAAGCCAGCGAGAAAGAAAAGUUGGAUUUCCAACGAGACGUCAGGAUCCUGGCCGCCCUCGAGGAUCGUAAUAUAGCCAGAGUCCUGGGAGCUUGCUACCGCGAGGAGCCGUACUGCGUGGUGAUGGAGUACCUGGAGCACGGCGACCUCUGUCAAUUCCUCAAGACGCAUAUCACUGCCGAGGACGCCCAUUCCAUGCCGAUCGGUGUCAAAACGCUUAGUUUCAACUGUCUCAUCUACAUGGCGGCCCAAAUCGCGUCGGGCAUGCGGUACCUGGAGAAUUUGAACUUCGUGCACAGGGAUCUGGCUACUAGGAAUUGCUUGGUGGGCAAAGCUUAUCACAUUAAAAUCUCGGAUUUCGGUACGGACAACGAAUUGUACGCGAGCGAUUAUUACAAAGUCGAUGGCACGGUGCCACUGCCGAUACGCUGGAUGGCCUGGGAAUCCAUAUUCCUGGGCAAGUACACGACGAAGAGCGACGUGUGGGCGUUCGCCGUGACCUUGUGGGAGAUCCUGAACCUUGGCAGACGGAUCCCUUACGAGCACUUGUCGAACGAGGAAGUGGUGCAGAGCCUGCGACGAUUGCAUCGGGCCGAUUGCGCCACCGACACCGAUGCGGAGAGCAGCGGAUGCAAGGAGAAUACCGAUAACCUUUUCACCUAUUUACCGCAGCCGACCGCGUGCUCCAAGGAUAUUUACGAUUUGAUGCUCGACUGUUGGCGGCGGGAGGAGAGCGAGAGGCCAACCUUCCGGGAGAUCUCGAUGUUCCUGCAGCGGAAGAACCUCGGUUACGCGCCCACAUCCUGAUAUUGAACGUUUGGCAAGGUCGAGGAGCACACGGUUUGUGGCGGUUGCCACGUGUGCCCGGCUAAACGUCGUUCAUACUUCGACCACGAGAUGGUCGAGGAUGCCGUUUACCCGCAUUGGAUAACCGUGAGAACCAAGUUCUGAAUUCUUCGACAGCCAUUUCCCUCGAAACCUCGGAAUGAUUUCGAGCGAUCGAAAAAGGUGUAAGCACAUUCGAAGAAGAAGGGAAUACAACGAUACGGUCCAAUAUUGGUUUCCGGCAACGAAAUCGAACUCUUCGGAUUCGCUUCGGUUUUUU